Molecule: messenger RNA, 540 nt
Organism: Botrytis deweyae
Lineage: Eukaryota; Fungi; Ascomycota; Leotiomycetes; Helotiales; Sclerotiniaceae
Exons: 1
Coding region: 1-540 (179 amino acids)
Source: RefSeq, a predicted model, not a curated record
AUGAACGACGAAAAUUCGCGUCCUCUAAAACCCCUUGAUAAAAUACAAUACCAUCCUCACAUAUCAUUCUGGGGUGGCGUCCUAACCCUCUCCAUAGAUCUCCACCCCACCCCCCUCCAAAUCCCCUCCCUGAUGAGAAAUCUCGCCAACAUUCUCCCCGACUACGCGCUCUGGGCUCACCACAUCAAAAUUUCUAUUCUACCUCCUCCUCCCCAAAAAGAUCCCGACUCAUGGUCUAUAAAGCCUUCUCAGUCCCACAUCUCCGAUUUCAAAACUAUCAUCAACAUCUUAAACGACUUCGAUAAAGUAAAAGAGCUUCACAUGACUAUAUUACUUAAACCCCAGGAAUCGAAAUGCGAGGAUCUGUAUUUUUUGGGUGGAUUAUUCGGAUUGGAGAGAAUAAAAUGGAGUUUGGCGUUUGCGGUUGAGGGACAUGGAAAGUGGGAGGUUGAUGCUGAGUGUUGUUUUAUGAGGGAGUUGUUGGAGGUUUAUUCGAGGCGGGUUUCCGGGUCGGGAGGAUUGGAGAUGAUUGUGGAGUAA